AGCACGUUCUAGUAACUGGAACCGCUUCACGGCUGAUGCAUGUGCCUAAGGCGUCUAUACAGCAAGCAGAGGGGCGUAAGGUCUACUCUACGCCACAACAGCAAGACUGUCAUCUAUCUGGUCUCGAUGCUAUCAGGCCCCCAGAUUCAAGAGACAGCCAAUCAGAUCUUUCCGUCCAUGAUCUUCAAUACUCCUUCCCAAAGAUCAAGUACCCAUAUAAAUCUUGCCAUAUAUAUCUAUCCUCACAACCCCACCUCCCCCUCCAACUCCCAACACUACACUUCCCACCAUGUCUCCCACCCCUAAACCCCACCUCGUCCUCAUCUCCGGCGCAUGGCACACCCCCGCCCACUACGCCCUCCUAGUCUCCAAGCUCGAAGCCCGCGGCUACACAGUCCACACGCGCCAAAUGCCCUCAAUCGGAAACCCAGACCCACCAACCGACCUCUCACAGGACAUCGACGCUACCGACGCGCUCGUCAACGACGCUAUCGCCGACGGCAACGACGUGGUCGUCCUAGCACACAGCUGGGGCGGCUUCGUCAUCGGCAGCGCGCUUCGCGGCCUGAGCAAGACGGAUCGCACGGCGCAGGGGAAGAAGGGCGGCGUCGUGCGCUGCGGGUACAUUGCCGCAUUCAUGGUCGACGAGGGGUUUCGCUGGAAGGAAGAGGAAUUGCUGCCGAAUUAUUGUGUCGUGGAAGCCCCAUACGUCCACGUCACCUCCCCCGCACCCUUCUACCAGGACCUCCCCGAAGCAGACCAGCAGCACUGGUUCGCAGAGACGCGCUCGCACGCCCUGGGCUCGUUUACAUCGCCCGCCCGGUCGCCGAGCUGGAAGCGCAUCCCCUCGGCGUACUUGGUGUGUGUGGACGACGCGGCGAUUCCGGAGAAGGCGCAGGAUGGUAUGUUGCAGGGGGCCCGGGAUCUGGGGGCUAGUAUCGAGGUUACGAGGGUAAAUAGUGGGCAUAGUCCGUUUUUGAGCUGUCCUGAUGUGGUUGUGGAGUGGGUUGAGGGGCUUGCUGGGUGAGUGGUGAGAGGUUGUGUUUAUGGUGGAGGUUACUCAUGGGGGGUAAUGUAAUAUUAUGCAUAUGUUGAUGCUGGUAUGCUCU
Molecule: messenger RNA, 1109 nt
Organism: Dothidotthia symphoricarpi CBS 119687
Lineage: Eukaryota; Fungi; Ascomycota; Dothideomycetes; Pleosporales; Dothidotthiaceae
Product: alpha/beta-hydrolase
Exons: 2
Coding region: 290-1027 (245 amino acids)
Source: RefSeq, a predicted model, not a curated record